UGCCGGGGGGGUGGCGCUGGGGCCAUGCUGCGGUUGGGGGCGGCCGCGCUGCGGGCGGGCCGGGAUCGGGCCCCUCCGGGGGCUCUGCGCGGCCCCGCGCUCUCCUCUGCCCCCUCCGCCUCCUCCUCCGCCCCCCCGCAGCCGUUGGUGGUGGAGCUGAAGGCGGGGAAGAAAUACGCGUGGUGCUCCUGCGGGCACAGCAAGACGCAGCCCUUCUGCGACGGCUCGCACCGGACGGCGGCCCCCGGCGUCUCCCCGCUGCGCUUCACGGCCGAGGCGGACGGGGCGGCCCCGCUGUGCGUCUGCAAACGCACCCGCAGCCCCCCCUACUGCGACGGCAGCCACCGGGAGCAGGCGGCCCCCCCCGGCCCCCGGCCCUGAGCACGGCCCCGCCGCAGAAGCUCGGCCCCGCCGGGGCCACGGAGGCUGGGAAACGAAAGCCCCCCGGGACCGGGACCGGCGGAGUGGGUGCAGGAUGGGGGUGCCCCCGAGGGAGCUGGGCCCCCCCCCGGGAGCUGGGCACCUCAGGCACAGCCGGGUGAAUGGCAAUCUGCAGCAUUUAUUCCAUGUACAAAGCUGUCGUUAUACAAAUGUUUAACCAAUAACGAUAUAUGGAUAUCAGAAUAUGUUACAGGACAUUAAAACGCCGUACAGGAUGCAAA
This is a messenger RNA of Cygnus atratus (black swan), 662 nucleotides long. RefSeq names its product CDGSH iron sulfur domain 3 (gene CISD3). Gene Ontology annotation, cellular component: intracellular membrane-bounded organelle. The transcript is spliced from 2 exons. The record is from RefSeq and is a predicted model, not a curated record. Gene Ontology annotation, molecular function: 2 iron, 2 sulfur cluster binding. The coding region runs from base 25 to 381 and encodes 118 amino acids. Lineage: Eukaryota; Metazoa; Chordata; Aves; Anseriformes; Anatidae.